AUGUCUAGCACAAUACGUUUAAAAUCGCAUGGAAAGUUUGCUCUAAAGCUUGAAAGUACGAAUAUUGAACUUCACGACGAAGAUGCGACGAUCUUAGAGCUCUACGAGGAAAACAACAAGCCGAUGGAAACAUACAAAAAGACACUACCGAUCUCUGCUCAAGCGGAUUUCACAACAGCUCGGGAGAUUGCUGAGGGAGAGGCUGAAAGCAUCUUCCUGACUUCCAUCACGACUUAG
Sclerotinia sclerotiorum 1980 UF-70 is the source of this 237-nucleotide messenger RNA. RefSeq lists its product with no specific name. The transcript has 3 exons. The record is from RefSeq and is a predicted model, not a curated record. Bases 1 to 237 code for a protein of 78 amino acids. Lineage: Eukaryota; Fungi; Ascomycota; Leotiomycetes; Helotiales; Sclerotiniaceae.